This is a messenger RNA of Penicillium lagena, 2403 nucleotides long. Its product is annotated as phosphatidate phosphatase App1 family protein. NCBI's taxonomy places the organism in Eukaryota, Fungi, Ascomycota, Eurotiomycetes, Eurotiales, Aspergillaceae. Bases 1 to 2403 code for a protein of 800 amino acids. Gene Ontology annotation, molecular function: phosphatidate phosphatase activity. The record is from RefSeq and is a predicted model, not a curated record. Gene Ontology annotation, cellular component: actin cortical patch. The transcript has a single exon.
AUGUCUGAUUUACCAUCAACGUCGACAUGGGGGUCUGGAGAUGGUGCGGCUGCGCCUGGUGGUCGCCGCAAGAAGGUCUACGGAUAUUUGAAAGCAGCGAAUGAGUUGCGCCAGGCGUAUACGUCACAAUGGUCUGGGCAACGGAAUGGCCCCGGUGAAGACUACUAUAAUACCCCCGGCGCUUUUCCGGAUGUUGAGAUCGCGCGGUCUGGGGAUGAGGAGAUGGUGCUCUUCCCGAGUUAUGCGAGACGCUUGCCUGAAAAGAAAAUAGAAGAGCGUGUGCGGCGUAAUUCGUGGUCAGAUACUCUCGAUGAGUAUCGCGGUACAUCUGACAGCAAUGAUUUCUUCAACUCCGGUUAUGACGAAGGCGAGAUGGAGAAUACGGUUGUGGACGUGGAUGUGCGUGGCUGGAUAUACGCACCUAAUCGUGGGCCCAUGAACCGGAAGCAUCGCUUGAUGAUUACUUUGGCUAGGAAGUUAAGCGGGAUCCCAGCGCCGACGGGUACCGGGAAUGAGGAGGCUAAUAGGCCGCCGGGCCAGGGAGAGGAUGAAUUGGCAGACAAACAGAUGCAGUCUUUGGUCGACACAGCAGAGAAGGACGCAGACCCAGCUUGGAAGAUCAACUCAGGCGGUGAUCGACCCCGAAACACAACGGCGCCCAGCCAGCCAAUGAGCAAAGAUGAAUUGUCUGUUGCCAAUGCGCAUCUUAUGGAGAGACUUCGUCCAUUUUUGACCAACCCCAUGGCGUUGAUGCCGGUGACGGUGUUUUUCUUCAAUGAUGAGCAAAGCAAAUCCCGAAAUCUAAUGACAGACGAGUCGGGCCAUUUCACACUCCGGGCACCAUUGCCCUUUGUCCCAACGCAUGUCCGCGUAUUGGCUUCGGAGGACCUGUCUGCAGCCAAACCAAUUGAGAUCAUAGACCCGGUUGGCAUCAGUCUGAUCAGUGAUAUUGACGACACAGUGAAGCAUUCUGCCAUUGCCAACGGGGCAAAAGAGAUGUUCCGGAAUACAUUUGUGCGCGAGCUGGCGGAGCUGACGGUCGACGGAGUCAGCGAGUGGUAUACGAAACUGGCUAAGCAGGGCGUGAAAAUUCACUAUGUUUCCAAUGCUCCAUGGCAACUGUAUCCUCUGCUGGAGAGAUACUUCAAGAUGGUCGGCUUGCCGCCGGGGUCGUUCCACCUCAAGCAAUAUUCGGGGAUGUUGCAGGGGAUUUUUGAACCCACCGCCGAGAGGAAACGGGGAUCCUUGGAACAGGUUCUGCGGGACUUUCCAGAGCGCAAGUUUAUUCUUGUAGGAGACAGCGGCGAGGCUGACCUCGAGGUCUACACUGAUAUCGCGUUGGCGAACAAAGGCCGGAUUCUGGGCAUCUUCAUCCGCGACGUAACCACGCCUGACAAUAAACAGUUCUUUGAGGGAUCAGCCAGCCAUCUGGACCCAGAAGCCCUCCGCAGCCGCAGCACUCCGCAAUUGGUGGAUCGGUCCAGGUCUCCCGCGCCUCCUCCAGCCCUGCCGCCUCGCCGGACGCUGGCUGCAGCAAAAGAAGAUGAUGUCAAGAGUUUUGACACGGGUGAUCUGAUCGAUCUUAGUGACGAGACUGAGCAGAAACCGUCUACCCAUGACGUGACUACCAGUGGUAAUGCACGGGUACCUCCUGCGAAGCCCUCAAAACCAUCUGCUUUGCGUUCAGUUUCUACAGUGAUAGAUGCAACCGAAACCACUACCAAGCCGCCUUUACCUUAUCGAGAUCCGGUUCGGCGUAAACCUGUUCCUCCACUGCCACCUCGGCGGUCCUCUCCAGCCAUGACCGAUUCCCUAAUUGAGAUCGACUCUCAGCCAUCGGUCACUCGAACCCGCACCGAACCGGUCCCAGGUGACCUUACCCCAUCACAGAACGAUGCACUUUCGAGCUCCCCGAAUCCGCCAUCACAGACCCCUGGCUCCAAGGGACCUCCACCAGUGCCUCCUCCUCGUCGCACAAACGCAGCUUCUUCCACUGCCAGCUCCAGUUCUAGCGCGACACCCACUCCUCGUCCACCAGCCACAAAGCCAUCUUAUCCAACCGCAGCCGCCCAAGCCGCCCUGAAUUACGCGACGGAGCGCCUGAAUCUAAACUCAUCCUCUUCGAAUGGGCUCCGUUCCUCUGCGUCCAACCAAUCCCUUGGCCGAACUACACCUCCCAGCCACAGCAGUGCUGCCAGUGAAGCAGGCGUACCAGCUGCACCACUCCCGAAUAAACGGGAAGAACUGUGGAAGCGCCGCUGGGAGCGGGCCAGCGACAUUCUCAAUAAACAGGGCGUUGUACUGAGCAGUUGGCGCGUCGGUAGUGAUGCACAGCCUGUUUGUAUGUGGUUAGUUGAGGAGGCGAUGAGGGAGAUGUCGACCAAUGGGUCGGGUCGAUCGUAA